Messenger RNA from Seriola aureovittata, 6323 nucleotides. Its product is annotated as membrane-associated guanylate kinase, WW and PDZ domain-containing protein 1-like. Gene Ontology annotation, molecular function: protein binding. The record is from RefSeq and is a predicted model, not a curated record. The coding region runs from base 440 to 4750 and encodes 1436 amino acids. The transcript is spliced from 21 exons. Gene Ontology annotation, biological process: signal transduction. NCBI's taxonomy places the organism in Eukaryota, Metazoa, Chordata, Actinopteri, Carangiformes, Carangidae. Gene Ontology annotation, cellular component: cytoplasm.
GAUGGUAGAGAGACAUUAAGCCGUCAUUGCUUUCACUGUGUAGUAAAGCUCCAUUAAGCUACCUGCGGGCACAACACACACGUGCACGCACACACACGCACGCACGCACGCACACACAGUGUAACACUGAAAGACUCGCGCACGCGCACGUGUAUGCGCACGCGUUUUUCAGCGUUACAUUGAGUGUGUGUGUGAUCUUCCACCUUUCAGCGCUUUGCAUUUUUACCUGCAGUGGACAUCACGCAUUGUCACGCGUGCACGCGCAUCAUCGCCUCGCACGCUCGCGCACGCACGUUCGCAGCAGCAGCAGCACCGAGGGAGCGAUCAAUACGCUAAAAGCCCGGAGAGGAUUUUUAACCGGAGCGGAGAAAAGACGCGUCGCGCGGGGCUGAGAGAGAGAACCGGAGGAAAACGGCAGGAAUAAUGAAGCUCGGCCGCCAUGUCUAAAGCGACGGUGAAGAAGCUGCACUGGCGCUCCAAGGUGCAGGAGAGCUUCGUCCCGCUGGGGGGGGGCUCAGGAGAGCUGGGUCUGGCCAUCGGGGGCGGGGCCGACUACGGCGAGUUCCCGUUUGUCACGGCAGCCCCCGGGGGCGGGGCCACGGUGGGCGACAUCAUCUUGGAGAUCGGGGGGACGCCCGUGUUAGGGAUGACCCUCGGUGAUGUCAGAGGAGUCCUCAACUCCUGUCCUCAUCCAAUCAGAAUCAAGACGGUCUCACCAGGCUCUUCCCUCUGUAAGGACCUCAGGUUGUACCUCAGCAAGUGUUUCACUCCAGGCUCCAUGGACAGUCAGCUGCAGCAGCUCAUCAGAGAGAACCUGUACCUGCGUGCUGUUCCCUGUACGACCAGGCAGCCUCGGGACGGGGAGAUCUCAGGUGUGGACUACAACUUUGUGUCCAUUGAGGAGUUUUUCUCUCUGGAGGAGUCUGGAGCUCUGCUGGAGAGCGGCAAGUUCAAAGGGAACUACUACGGGACACCCCGCCCCGUCCACAUCGGUCCGGAGAGUCCACCAAUCACGUACCAGGAGCAUCGAAACCUGCUGAGGAACUUCAGGACGAGGAGCAAGUCUCUGAGCAACCUGGAGAAAGCUGUGGAGGAGGGGGACAACAGUGAGGAGGACAGUGGACUGUCAGCAGGUUCAGCCGGAGCCCCGCCCACCAUCCUGCCUCUCAGCAAAUCAUGGGAGUCGGCGGUGGGGAGUCGGGAGGGACUGGAGAAUGGAGUAGGAGUAAGAGGAGUGGGGAGAGGAAGAGGAGUAGGAGGAGCAGGAGGAGGAGGAGCAGGAGGUCCACUGCCUGAAAACUGGGAGCUGGCCUACAGUGAUUCAGGAGAGCCGUAUUACAUCGAUCAUAACUCAAAGACGACCAGCUGGCUGGAUCCUCGAACUCAGAACAAAGAAACGACUUCCUGUACAGAGCUCCCAGAGUUCACGGAGCAGCCCAGUCAGUUGAAGGGAUACUCCAUUCACACUCGACUCUCUAAGGGUCCUCGAGGUUUCGGCUUUAACAUUGUUGGAGGAAGUCGACCCAGAGAGUUUCUCCAGGUUUACAGUGUCACACCUGGAGGACCACCUGCUCUCAAUACGGCCGACAUCCUGGUCUACAUCAACGACAGCUGCGUGCUGGGUCGCUCUCAUAAAGAGGUGGUGGAGAUGCUGAAGUCGGUGCCGAUGGGUCAGAGUGUGGACGUGGUGCUGAGGAGAGGAUACCCGAUGCUCUACAACCCUGACGGGUGUCCCAAACAGAGUCUGGAGACGCCGCAGACCCCCAGCGAGCCCUCCAACCCCCCCACCCUGAACCGAGGCCUGACACACCUCACCUACAGCUGCACGCUGGACACCAACGGCAGCAUGCCAGGACUAGGCCAAACCCCGCCCUCAUACGCUGCUCAGCCAAUGACGAACGGGCUGACAGGCCCACCAACCCCCACUUCCUCUGACCCCCCACUGGGUCCCCCGCCCCCACCAGACAGGACAGCAGCCAAUCACAGUGACUCUGAUGGCGGUCUCUCUAACGCUGGAACUCGCAGGUCUUCCCUGAUUCGCUACAACAGCAGCACUCUCCCCGCCCUCUCCUCCUCCUCCCUCCUCCACCAUCAGAGCUCCAAGUCCUCAGAGAGCGAUCUGUCUACGUCCACGCUGCCCAUAUCCUCCUCCACACUCCCCAUCACAUCCUCGUCCUCCCACACUCUGUCCAAACUGCCCCUGUCUCAGCCGGAGACGGGCCUCCACCAGAACUCCACGAGCCCCACCAGCGCUAACAACCCCCCCCCUUCCUCCACACCUCCUGGAGCUCCUGUGCAGCGCCCGCCGAUGCCCCAGACCUCCCUCGCCCUAACCCCACCUAGAGACAUCCCACCCUGCGGUUUUAAUGGGUGUCCAGCCAGUCACCAAGCGCCCUCCCCAGCCUCCCGAGGAAACCCAGGACUAGUGCUCCCCCUUGGGGCAGGGUCGCCAGCGUCAGGCCCUGGUGGGGAGCUUGUGCCGGUGGCCCUUGGACGCAGUGAGGGUGGGGGGUUGGGGUUCAGUGUGAUGGCGGGGGGCCAAGGGGGUCAGCUGGCAGUAGUGAGGCGGGUCUGGGAUCGAAGGCAGUGCCCCUCCCUGCAGCCAGGCGACGCUAUAGUGAAGAUCAACGGAGCAGACGUCCAGAGCCUCAGCUUCUCCCAGGUCCAGAGAGUCCUGCAGGAUCACACCAAACAGGGAGAGGUGGUGCUGCUGGUCUACAGAGGAGGUCCUGCCUCCUCUCCGGUCGUCACCCCCAACGUCUACAAGCCCCUCCCCUCCCCUCACAGCGGGGCCACCCCCACUUCCUCCCACCCCCCCACGUCAGCUGACUUGCCUUCCUCAUCCACGGGUGCCUUGGUGGGGGGCGUUCCCCUGCUCAGCCAGGCUGGCUUGGCCCUUGAGAGUCCCCAGGAGGGCCACCCACUGGCCUCAGGGACCCACCAAGGGGCCCCUCCUGCCCAGACACCUAACGGGCCUCCGCCCUCGGCCCUCAUCCAGAGCACCAGCUUCCUGGAUUCGGUUCCUGUAACUCUGAUGUUAGAGCCACGUGAUCUGCUGGGAGUAGAGGAGAGCGCCGGUGGCCCUCCUCCAAACAGAGGGGGAGGAGCCCUGGGAGCAAUCGCCAAGGAUGGGAGGGGAGGGGGGAAGGCAGUGGAGGUGGAGCUCAGGAGGCGGCCGGGUGAAGGCUUUGGAUUCGUCAUCGCCUCUCAGGAAGUGACCAAUGGCGCCCCCUCCCUGAUGUCUCACCGGUUCGUGACGGUGCGGCGCGGCAGCCCGGCGGCUCGAAGCGGGCAGAUUCAGCCCGGAGACCAGCUGGAGGCAGUGGAGGCUCGGCCGGUCGGAGGUCUGCAGCACCGAGACCUGGCCCAGAUCCUGAGGAGGGCCGGGAACACCCUGAGACUGAGCAUCACACCCAGACACCACUCCUCCGGUCUGUCAGAAGGAGCAGACCUGGACAUUGAUGGCCGACUGAUGAAAGGAUCCAGAGGGAGGUCAAAGGAUGAGUCCAGGUUCUACAGUGUGGAUCUGGAGCGAGGUCCUACAGGUUUCGGUUUCUCUCUGAGGGGGGGCAGUGAGUACAACAUGGGACUGUAUGUACUGGGACUGAUGGAGGGGGGGCCGGCCCAACGCAGCAACAAGAUACAGGUGUCUGAUCAGCUGGUGGAGAUCAAUGGAGACAGCACAACAGGAAUGACUCACAGUCAGGCUGUGGAGCAGAUCAGAAGAGGAGGACAUCGAAUCCACCUCGUCCUCAAGAAGGGGAACGGAUACGUACCCGACUAUGGCCCUGAGGAAGGAGCCCUCUCCCCCUCCCCCUCUUCACACACAGAGGAGCAAGAUGUGGAUACGAUUACCAUGACAACUGCCUCCCUCAGCCAGCAGAAGAGAGGAGGAGGUGGUACAGGAGGAGGAGAAGGAGGAGGAGAGAGGAGGAGGAGGAGAGAGGGAGAAACCAAACGAAGAACAGGAGGAGGAAGAGGAGGAGGAGGGUUAGGGCCUCCUGAUCUGGACCUGGACCUUGUGGAGGAGGAGGCACGGGAGGAGGAGAGGAAAAGGGAAGAGGAGGAGGAGGAGAGGAGGAGGGAAGAGGGGGAGGAGGAGAGGAGGAGGGAAGAGGAGAGAAAGCGGCAAGAGGAAGAGGCAAAGAAUGAGAGUAGAAGGAGGGAGGAAGAAGAGGAGAGGAGGAGGAGGAGAAGUCAGACUGUCAGACACAAGAAGCGGGAUGAUCAGAGGGAGCAGGGGAGGAAGAGCCGGAGCUUACCCAGGAACGGUGCUCAAUCCUGGGACACGUCGCUGCCAGAGGAAGGGGUGGAGGAGUUCGGAGCGAGGGAGAGGAGGAGAAGUGAGACGAAGAGCAGGAGGAAGGAGAAAGAGGCCACCAGAAAGGAGGAGGAGGAGAGAGAGGACAGAGACGACAGCGCCACCAGCCACGCAAAGCAUUCUGGGAGCACCGGUGCAGCUCAGAGAGCAGUGUUUUCCUUCCUCAUGCCGAUGGACGAUGAUGACGACGAACGCCAGCACCAGUCCGACAGCGAAUCAGCAACCAGUUACUCAGAAGUCAGCCUAUCAGCUGCCAGCAUUGCCACGACGGGGUGGAGGGAGGAGUCUUUCUGGAGGAGAGGCGAGUCACCAGGGCGACAGGGGAACACCCCGGGCCCCUGGCUGAAGCCCAGCCCGCAGAGACUGACACAGGUUCUGAUUGGCAGUCGGCUCGGUGGGCGGGAACUAGCAGCCGGGCUCUCUCUCUGAUUGGCCAGCAGUGAGGACGAUCUCUUUUUUCACGGAAUUCUUUUUUCUUUUCUUUUUUUAAUUGGCUACUUAUAAGGGCUUUCUUUGAUUGGCCUGCUGAGAGAUAAAACCCCGCCUCUUCCUGCAUCUUAUUGGAUGAUAACAGGCAAUUCUAUUUCUGAUUGAAAGAUGAGACGCAAGAAGACAAGGACUUUUUUCUGAUUGGCCAGGUGGGUUUUGUGGCCUCUGAUUGGCCAGUGACAUAACAGCUGCACACAGAGCCGCCAGUUUUACUGUCAUUAUACCCAUCAUCCCUCAGUGCGUCCUAAGACCUGUAUCAUGAGGUCAGUUCUCAGCUCUCUUUGGGAUGAACUCAGACUGUGGUGUCAUGAAGCUGGUGCAGUUUUAACUGGGGUAGAGCAGCAUGGUAACUGGAGUAGAUCACCAUGGUAACUGGAGUAGAUCACCAUGGUAACCGUGGUACAUCAAAUAGUAACUGGAGUAGAUGAAAUGCGGCCUGUCUCCAGACCAGAUUAACUUGAGCAAUCAGAUCACUGGAGAAAGCUGAGUCAUCAUUCCUAUUGGACAAUGACAAAAGUACAAAGUUUUUAAUAAAGUGAUGUGUCAUAGAGAACAACAGAUAUUUUUAUAGGUCAGUGGAAUCUCUUUGAAUCCCAAGAUAAUUAUGUGAGAUGAAAGAAUAAUUUUUCAGCUGUGAAGAAGACCUCCACUCUUCAUCAGCUUCAUGACACCACUCAUUAUCAGGAUCACUGAGUCCAGCCUCGGUGAGGUCUGGAGACCCAAACAGAGCCAGACUGAGCUGAUACAGGAUCCUGGUGUACGUCACCUUCAUCAUCCUCAUCUGCAUCUUUCUAACUUUAAAUCGUAUGCAAACAACAUGUGGACCUUCACCAGGAUGAAGGCUCUGUUUGUGAUUCUCUCUCUCUGUGUAAUCUGAGCAUGUGAAUAUCACUGGAAUGAUUUUUUAUUUUUAUAAAGCUGAACAUGUAAAGGCUCAAUGACACUAUUAUUAUUAUUAUUACUACUAUUAUUACUAUUAUUAGAGAUUAAAUAGGACCAGAGAUGAUCUGAUUUGCCUGCUUGCUUGUAAAAAAGAAAAAAGAAAAACUUGAUGUAACAGAGCCAUACACACACAGACACACACACACACACACACACACGUCAGGUCCAGCUGUGGUCCUGUUGGCUUUCAAUAAACAUAAACAUUGCCAUGGAAACACGGUCAUCAGGAUGGAUGACCCGUUUCUAUAGCAACAGCCACGGUGGAGCAGGACCUUGUGGCCAACAUGGCAGACGACCUGCAGCUCUGGAUCAUAACAAGUGCCUCAUUUUAUUUUCAGCCUUCGUCCUGCAAACUGAGACAGAGGCUGCAGAGACGCCACCACACACCACCACCUGUCUGUCCCCCACCUGUCCCCCACCCCACCCCUCCAUGUCCCCUCUGAGCUGAGCCCAGUUUGUGCCUCAUUGUUUUUCUCUGAGUUGAAGAUCAGUUCUCGUCUCAGAGUCAGAGACGAAACAAACAGCAUCAAUAAAACCAAAACAAGCCUCAUGUCGUCUGGACAUGUCUCCA